Molecule: messenger RNA, 445 nt
Organism: Symbiodinium sp. CCMP2456
Lineage: Eukaryota; Dinophyceae; Suessiales; Symbiodiniaceae
Source: the annotation of a GenBank genome assembly
AUGUCGGCAGCGCUUGCGAGGCCCCUGACACGGGAAGCGGCUCGCCGGGCCGGUGCCGGACUUGCGCAGCAGGCUGCGAGCGUUCUCAAGGCCGUCGUCCAAGGCCCCGAGGCGGAGCCGGCGGGCUACGGAGUGGAACUUCCGCGCUUCGUGCAGGCGCUGCCCUAUCUAAGCCACACGCAACUGGUGCAAUGCUCGAGUCAUUUCGGCCAGCGUGGCCAGGCAGUUGGCGGCGUCGCUGGCGCCUUGGCGUCAGAACUCUCCUGGCGCCUCAAGCCGCGAGGAGAAGCAUCGGCCGAGUCCCGACUCAGGGAGACCUUAAGAGCCGAUGAAGUCACCACCGUGUUCUACGCCUUCUCGAAGGUUACGCCCCAGUUGCCGGAGUACCGGUUGCUGUACGAAGCGAUCAGCGACGGCCUGCUGGAGGGCCAGUGGAGCCUCAAUC